AUGGCAUCGUAUCUGGGAAGCCUAGCGCAAUUUAAUGUGAAUAUUGAUACGUGGCAGAUCUACCAGGAACAGUUGGACAGAUUUUUGGAGGUUAAUAAAAUCAAGAAUGAUUUUCAGAAAUCAGCUUUAUUAAGCAGCAUUGGUCAGGACGCUUACAAACUGUUACGUGAUUUGUGUACGCCACAAUUACCAAAAGAAAAAACUUUCGAGGAAUUGUGUAGCUUGAUGGAAAACCAUUUUACUCCGAAAAUAAACAUUUUCCGGGAGCGAAAUAAUUUUUAUGCGGCUAGUCAACACGAUGGCGAAUCAGUGGCCGAUUUCACAGCAAGAUUGAAGAAUUUAUCAACAAAGUGCAGUUUUGGCGCCAAUCUCGAAAGUAUUUUAAUCGAUAAAUUUGUUUUCGGUUUAAAAUCGGGGAAGAUUAAGGACAGAAUCUGCGAGGAAAAACCCACUGUAGAAACAACUUUUUCUCAAAUUGUCGAAGUCACACUUGCGAAAGAAUCGUACUUAUCUAAUGAGGCAGGUCAAGUUAACUGGAUCAAGAACAAACAAGGACAACAAUUUCGGCAAAAAUUCCACGCGACGGGGGCGGAAUACAAGAAUUCCGGUUCGAGGCACGCGGAUUGUAGAGAUCGGGUUUCAAAGGAUACAAGGGACCAAGGAGCGCAGAAACAGAUCCAUGGUCAAUCCAAGAGAAGCAGAAUUAAUUCCAAGGUCGAGAGUCGGAGAAUCAACAGUGCACCAGAGAACAAUCAAUGUCGAGUUUGCGGUAAGCAGCACACGGGGUUUCAGAAUUGUAAAUAUAAAAAUUAUCGAUGUAAUCUUUGUGGUGUUAUAGGACAUUUAGCUUUAAUGUGCAAUAAAUCAAAAAGUAUAAAUUUUUUGAAUGUGGCGGUAGAUGAUGUUAUUCAUGAGAGUUUAAUUUUGAAUAUGGAAACGAACGAGUUAAAACCUAUUAUUUUAGUUGUAAAAGUGAAUGGUAUUAUGGUAAAGUCACAACUAGAUUCGGGUUCAGGUUUAACAGUGAUUUCGGAAAAAACUUUCUACGAACUGUUCAAUAAAAAUUCUAUUUUAAGGAAGGUUUUUAAGAGUGUUAACGGUUACACUGGUGAAAAAAUUAAUGUUUUGGGUUUCUUUCUCGUGGAGAUGGUUUUCAAUGGUAAGACUUGCGAAUAUUUCAGCAUUUUUGUAGUUGAGAAAGGAGGUCCAAAUUUGUUAGGCAGGGAUUUCAUGGAUAAAUUUAACAUAAAAUUGACUAAUAUCAAUAUGUUAGAUCAUACCGAACCUAAAUUAAAACAAUUAAAAAUUAAAUAUUCAAAUUUAUUNUUUUUCAAAAGUUAAUAGAGCAACUUUUCCAAGGUUAUGAUUGUAUAGCAAAUUUUUUGGAUGACAUUAUAAUAACCGGACAAGACAGGGUAGAACAUUUGAAUAAUCUGGACAAAGUAUUUAACAUUUUAAAUGAGGCGGGUUUAAAAGUUAAAUUGUCUAAAUGUGAAUUUUUUAAAAGUGAAAUUGAGUAUUUAGGUCAUAUCAUUUCGGCGGUGGGUUUGCGUAAAUGAGAAAAUAAAGUUAGAGCGAUCGCAGACGCGCCAGCACCGCGCAACACAACGCAAGUUAAAUCUUUCGCGGGUAUGGUAAAUUAUUAUUCUAAAUUCUUACCGAACGUUUCGAUUAUUAUGAAACCUAUUUAUAAUUUACUAACGAAAAAUAAACAUUUCUGUUAGACUCCGGAUUGUCAGAUAGCAUUCGAUAAAAUUAAGGAAUUGGUCAUUUCAGAUAAAGUUUUAGUGCAUUUUAACCCAAGUUUCCCAAUUAUUUUAACGACCGAUGCGUCUAACGAUGGUAUCGCGGGUUGUUUAUCGCAUAAAAUGCCGGACGGUGAUGAACGACCGAUAAGUUUUAUUUCGAGAACAUUUAUGCCAGCAGAAAAUAAUUAUUCGAUUACAGAUAAAGAGGCUUUAGCUAUUUUUUGGUCGGUUAGGAAAUUAUUCCAAUACCUACAAAACCAAGUUUUCACAAUUAGAACUGAUCACAAACCUCUCAUAGGGAUUUUGGGAGAAAAUAAAAAUAUUCCAACUAUGGCAUCUGCGAGAUUUCAGAGGUGGGCAGUUUUUUUGGCUGGAUUUCAUUAUAAACUCGAGUAUAUUAAAGGGAACGAUAAUUGCACGCCGGAUUUACUUUCGAGAUUACCAAUUGAAGGAGACGUCGUUGCGGUCGAUAGCGAAUCGCAAAGUACGUAUAUGACAUUUAUAGAAUCCGAAUAUUUUCCGAUAAAUCGUAACACAAUUAAAUUGCAAACUAACAGAGAUAAGAUUAUCAGUAAAGUUUAUUAUUAUGUGACUCAUGGGUGGCCAAAAUCGAUUAACGAUGAUUUAAAACCAUACAAGGACAGACAUACCGAUUUAUCGGUAGAGCAAGGUUGUUUAAUGUUAGGUUACAGAGUCGUAAUAUCGAGUAAAUCGCGUAAACAGAUUUUAGACGAGUUGCAUAGUACGCAUUUGGGUGUUGUCAAAAUGAAGGCAGUCGCGAGAUCGUAUGUUUGGUGGCCCAAGAUUGAUGCUCAGAUAGAAAAUUUAGUUGAAUCGUGUGAUUUUUGUAUGCAGCUAAGACAAAACCCUAGGAAGUCUGAGUUAAUACCUUGGAAUAGAUCGAGUGGUGUUUGGCAGAGAGUUCAUAUAGACUUUUUCGGGCCAUUCCAUAAUAGUUACUUUUUGGUAGUUUUAGACGCGUUCUCAAAGUGGUUAGAGGUGAAAGAGAUGAGAAGUAUUACGGCGAGCAAUACUAUUAUCGAAUUACGCGAGAUAUUUAGUAGAUGGGGGUUACCUUUAACAUUAGUGUCAGAUAACGGCGCUCAAUUAACGUCCCACGAAUUUACUACGUUUUUAAAAAGUAAUAGCAUAGUACAUUUGCGUACAGCCCCGGGACACCUUGCUACAAACGGUGCGGCUGAAAAUGCAGUGAAAGCUACCAAACGCGCAUUAUCGGCAGCAUUAGCGGAUAAAAAAAAUAAAAAUUCGCUUAAGUUAUAUUAAACAAAUUUCUUUUAGGUUAUAGAAUUGCGCCACAUUCUACUACGGGUGAAUCGCCGUCAUUUUUAAUGUUGGGCAGGAAACUACGUUGUAGGCUAGAUUUACUUUACAAAACGGAUCAGGAAGUGGUGUGUGAGAAACAAGAUAGGGCGAUAAAAAAUUAUAAUGGUAGUAAAGAAAAAGUUUUUAAUGUAGGUGAUGAGGUAAUAAUUAAGUGUUAUAAACCUGGGAGUAAGGAAUCUUGGAUAAGAGCAACAGUUAAUAUGGUCUUAGGUAAUAAGAGUUACGAGUGUGAAUCCAGCGAAGGUAUUACGUACAUUAGGCACGUUGAUCAGAUGAUAAAUGUUACACUAGUGAAUACGGAAUCACAUUUUCAGGAGAGUGAUAACGUGGGAAGUGCUCGUAUAGAUAAGGAUAAUGGUAAAGAAGCGAGGACCAAAAAAGUCCCAAGUAAAUUAAAAGAUUUUGUUUUAAAUGUAAACUAA
This is a messenger RNA of Cinara cedri, 3514 nucleotides long. NCBI's taxonomy places the organism in Eukaryota, Metazoa, Arthropoda, Insecta, Hemiptera, Aphididae. The record is from the annotation of a GenBank genome assembly.